AUGCCUUCGAUGAAAUCCCGCCGUGGCGGCGGUAGUGAUCGCGGGGGCAUUCGCAAGCGGGGUCCCACUCGCACCGAUCGAGAUGGAGAUAUGGAUAUGGAUGCAGGUGGCUCUCGGGGCAAAGGUUCACGUCCUGAGGCAAGCCGCUCUGGCGCUGGCGGAGGCCGUCCUGCGGUUCCACGCACCGGAGGCACUACUGCCGGUGGUCGAGGUUCUGGCAGACCUGGUCGAGGUGGCCGAGGCCCGCCGCGCGACAUGAACGUGGAUGCGAUUCAGCGUGCAAUCACCAGUACCGAAUCCCAAGCUACUAUUCGACAAAAUCGCCAAAAUGACAGGAACGCCCGCAAGCGCGAAUCGGUUCCUUUCAGUGUCCGUGGAUGGAAAAAAAGCAAGGUUGCUUCCGACAAGGACGGCGGCGUCGAAGCUGUUCUCGCAUUUAUCGAACGACGCCUCAAUUCCCUCACCAAGACUGGUCCUCGCGUAAGAGUUACAAAGUCGCGUGUGGAAGGCGACACUGUUGUGGCAUUUGUUCAUCCUGAUCUUGUCGACACAAUGCUCCGAAUCAACAACAACACCUUCGCUGGAAUCAACAUCAGCGUUGAACCGUACGACCCCAACACUUUGGCCGAGCAAGAAAUCGCUGCUGUGCAAACUGGUCCUGGAUCGACAGCCGACACCAAGGCAAAGAUGACUACUAUCCUGGGCAAGCGAUUCUACCCCGAUACCAAGCUUCUCGAUAUGUCAAAGCUGGCCAGCGAUCCCGAUCUGCAGGCUAUGGGAAUUUUCAACACCACUUCCACCGAGUCCAAGUUCUUCCCUGCUCUCAUGAAGGUGUGGGACAUGGGUUUCAAGACUGCUUCUGAGAGGCGAGCUGCAGUCGAAAGCGCCAGUCUUGCAGACAACCAGUUGAACAACAUUACUGUCGUUACAACCCUCGCGCACGCUGUUCCCGAUAUCAAGAAUCUCGAUCUUUCCAACAACAACCUCAAAGAUGCCCAAUCUCUUAUUGGCUGGCGGUGGAAAUUCCGCAGCCUCGAAUUUUUGGACAUGACUGGCAAUCCUUUCUGCACCGAUCCUGCAUUCAAGGACACUAUGCUCAAGUGGUACCCCAGGCUACAAAAGCUCAAUAAUGUCCAGGUUCGCACUCCGGAGGAAGUCGCUGCUCAAAAGAAGACGCCUAUUCCAGUCCGGUCUCCCCACUUCCUAGAUGAAUCUCAAAUCGGCGAGACAUUCGUCCGUGGAUUCUUUACCGGCUACGAUAAUGACCGCAACACCGUGAUCAACAAUGUCUACGAUGACAACUCGGUCUUCUCACUCAACAUCAACACCUCAGCUCCCAGAGCCCCCAACAGCGAAACAGCUGCCUGGGAUGAAUACAUCAAAAAGAGUCGCAACCUGCAAAAGAUCAACCACCUUAGUGCUCGCAUGUCGCGCUCCUUCAAGGGUGCUGAGAAGAUCCGCGAAGUUUGGAAUGCACUCCCUCCCACCCGCCACCCUGAUAUGGCCGCGUUCCCCGAGAAAUGGCUCAUCGAGUGCAACCCAGUUCCCGGCCUGCCCGAUCCCACUGGACAAAGCCCCACUGGAGUGGGUGGUCUCCUCCUGACGAUUCACGGCCAUCUCGAAGAGAGCGUUGGUGGAAAGGUUGAGAUGCGCAGUUUCGAUCGUACCCUCGUCAUCGGACCUGGUGCGGUACCUGGAGCUAUUCGAGUGGUCAACGACAUGUUCUGUCUCCGUGCCUACGGUGGACACGAGGCCUGGAUCCCCGAGAACACAGAUAUUCCUCAGGCUAUUGCUCCCCCUGCUUCGGGCCCUGUCUCUGCCGCUCCGAGUGCAGUUCUUGGUGGCGACCAAGCUCAACGUGAACAGUUGAUCGCACAGCUGAGCGCGAAGUCUGGCAUGACCCCUCAGUUCUCGGAAAUGGCCUUGUCGAGCAAUGACUGGAAUCCUGAGGCUGCGUGGAAGAAUUUCGAACAGCUAAAGGCACAAAACCAGUUGCCACCAGAUGCUUUCCUUGCUCCUGUGUGA
This is a messenger RNA of Penicillium antarcticum, 2025 nucleotides long. RefSeq lists its product as uncharacterized. The coding region runs from base 1 to 2025 and encodes 674 amino acids. The record is from RefSeq and is a predicted model, not a curated record. Gene Ontology annotation, biological process: poly(A)+ mRNA export from nucleus. NCBI's taxonomy places the organism in Eukaryota, Fungi, Ascomycota, Eurotiomycetes, Eurotiales, Aspergillaceae. Gene Ontology annotation, cellular component: nucleus. The transcript is spliced from 3 exons. Gene Ontology annotation, molecular function: RNA binding; protein binding.